Molecule: messenger RNA, 525 nt
Organism: Salvia hispanica
Lineage: Eukaryota; Viridiplantae; Streptophyta; Magnoliopsida; Lamiales; Lamiaceae
Source: RefSeq, a predicted model, not a curated record
AUGGUCCUUUGGCAUCCCCCCGAUGCCCCAUGGGUGAAGCUGAAUACAGAUGGUGCCUUCUCAUCAGCAACUUUGGAGGCGGGAGAGGGAGGACUGGUUCGUGGUACUGAUGGAGGACUUCUGUGGGCCUUCUGUUCUCCGGUGGAUGCAUCUUCGAGCUUUGAGGCGGAGCUUAUGGCUCUCAUUCGAGGUUUGGAGAUGGCCAUGGAGUUUUCUAUACACAUUUGGGUAGAGCUUGAUUCAGCGGCUCUGGUUACUUUACUCACAUCUGGACGGCCUGGUUCUGCCGAUCUUAGACAUCAUAUGGCUUUGAUCCGGAGGAUGACAUCUCAGCGGCAGGUUCGAUUCUCACACAUCUACAGAGAAGGAAACCGUGCUGUCGACUUUCUUGCAGGUAGGGGGGUUCAGACCCCUACUAUGGUAUAUUAUGAUUCUGUCUCUGCGCUUCAAUACCUGAAGGCGCUUGUUAGGAUGGACCAGCUGGGAUAUCCUAACUUCCGUUUCCGAUGCAGAGAUGUGGACUGA